AUGACUUUAAAUAUAGAAUACUAGAAAGAAUUAAAGACAGCUAAAUUUACAGAUGAACAAUAAUUAAAAAUUAAAUUAAUAUCUAAAUUAAGGAAACCCUCAAUUGAACAUUAUUAUAAUAGCAUGAAACAGAACAGUAUAAUUUUUUGACUAAAUUUAAGUUUUUGAAUUAGAUGGAUAAUUUAUAGAAAAGAAUUUAAGAUGUAAAUUAUGUUAAGAUUAUUUUCAAAAGUUUACAAUAACAUUCUGUGGACAUUCAUUUUGUUAUUUGUGCAUAUUUGAACAUUUAUUAAAAAGUCAUGUAUUUAUUUGUCUCAAAUUUUAGAAAUGUCCUUGUUGUUUUGCCACAAUUAAAGGGUUAUAAUUUGUAUAUUGUAAAACAAUAGAUAAUUUUAUAUAAUCUUAAGUAAUUAUAUCUUCUUAAAAACAUAUUGAUAAUUAUUAUUCUCGUAAAUAAGUAUUAAAAGAAUGGAAAGCUAAAAAGAAAAUUUAUAAUUUUAAUAUAGGAGAUUUAAUAGAUGUUUUAGAUUCUGAACAUAUAUGGUGUGUAGGUAAGAUUUUGAACAUUAAAUAAAAAAAAGAAAAUCAAAUAUUGAUUCAUUAUUAAGGAUAUAAUAAAGUAUAUGAUGAAUAUAUAUCAAUGUAAUCACCAAGAUUAUCUACUUUAGGACUGUUUACAAAUAGGAAAGGUAUAAAUUUAUUUUAUAAGAUAUUUUAUUAUAUUAACCAAGUCUUAAUGAAGAUUUGUUAUCAAAUUAUCUAAGAUACCUAGAACAAUUAUAAUCACAUUAGACAAGUUUUAUAAAUUACUUAAUUUUGUAAAGAUAAAAUUAAAAUUAAAACUUAAUCUUUACUUUUGAAUCAACUGGUCGAAACACAAUAUCUAAUUUGUUCUCAUUGAUAAUAUAAAAUAAUUCUAUGUUCAAUGAUUAAUAAUAAUGA
This is a messenger RNA of Paramecium sonneborni, 942 nucleotides long. The record is from the annotation of a GenBank genome assembly. NCBI's taxonomy places the organism in Eukaryota, Ciliophora, Oligohymenophorea, Peniculida, Parameciidae.